Molecule: messenger RNA, 1889 nt
Organism: Blastomyces dermatitidis ER-3
Lineage: Eukaryota; Fungi; Ascomycota; Eurotiomycetes; Onygenales; Ajellomycetaceae
Product: ssDNA binding protein
Exons: 3
Coding region: 93-506 (137 amino acids)
Biological process (GO): mitochondrial DNA replication; positive regulation of helicase activity
Cellular component (GO): mitochondrial nucleoid
Molecular function (GO): single-stranded DNA binding
Source: RefSeq, a predicted model, not a curated record
CAAACAACCACAAUCCUCAGUAAACAUCAUAUUCCGCUCCCUACAAGCAAGAUUACCUCUACGUAAUCACUACUACCAUCCCACAACUCAAAAUGCGCGGCCUAUCCACCUUCCGUCCACUCUUCCGCGCCCCGGCCACCUCGCUCCCUACGCGCAACUUCAGCACCACCCGCCCCAAUGCGCUCGCACGUAUCAACAUUGUCGGUAACCUCGGAAGCCCGCCAGAGUUGCGCGCCACUUCGUCAGGCCGCGAGCUAGUGACCUACUCUAUAGCAACCAGUUACGGACCCAAGGAGGAUCGCCAGACAAGCUGGUGGCGUAUCACAAGCUUCGCGCCCGAUGGGCCCAGCAGAGAUCAUUUACUCAACCUGCCAAAGGGCACCCUCCUAUACGUAGAAGGCGACGCCAGCAUGCGCUCAUACGAGGACGCAGAAGGGAAGAAGAAUUCUGCCCUCAAUAUCACCCAACGACACUACGAGGUUCUUAAGCGCGGAUUCAGCGAGUAAAGUAGACGAAAGUGAAUGGGUUAUCCGCGUUGUUUGAUUAAGUGUUCGGUUAAUUUUUAUUCUGGGCGAAUGUGGAUGGGAGCUUAGAACGGGCCUUUUUGCCCACUUGACUACUAUCAAUUAUGCAAAUGGUAUGCAUGAUAUACGCGUACUGUUUUAUGGGCGGCGGUAUAUGAGCUUUUGAUGCAUAUACAGAUAUUUUUUCCCUCUGCAGCUCUCCUCGAACUCUUAUCUUGUAUAUUAUUUCUAUGCGGGAGAACUUAAGGGGGGGUUUGGCAAAGCGGGUAGGUAACAUAGGGAGCGACACCACCUAAGAUCAUUUUGCCCGUUGCUUAAUUCUUUUUAAUCAAUGAUGUUUGUAUGAGUAGGCUGCUUCUUCCAUUCCAACUCUUCAGAUUAAGUCUCUUCGUCAGCGGCUAUCUACAAUUUCUUGUCGAGCAGGCGUUGCCCUAGGCUUCACAGGUAUAGAUAUACUACGAAAACUAACGAAGAUAAAGCAGAAAAGCAAACGGAGAGCAUCGGGGUUUCCAUGAGAUUGAAUAUUUCUUGUUUGACGCUCCACAUAUACUCUAAGGCAAAUCAGAGACAAAACUAGGGCCUACAGAAUCAUGCCAAAAGGACGGGGAACACGAUGGGAAUAGAAAUGAACGUGGACGUAGCAAGGUGGAGGAAAUACUGAGGCCGGCGAAAAAUGAGUUUAAAAGGAAUUUGGUGUAGGUUACCCUCUGGGCGGGUGAAUCCAUGUCAGGUGUAAAAUUCCGACUCCCGUCCCGUGAAUGAUCCACAUCCUCCAUGGAAAGGACCAAACAAUGCACGCCGGCCGCCUCUCCAGUUUUCCGCUGACAUUUGAGGAAAACGAAUUAAAUCCAGAAGAGCAGCUCAGGGGAGAGAGACAAAAGAAACUCGCCGAAUGCAAUUUACAUAAAGAAAUAUGGUAAAACAAGGAUUCAUGUGCAGUGCUUGUGUCUCGGCAAGCACAAGGGUUGGAAUAAAAGGGAUUCCGCAAAUAUGUAACUACAGAUUGAGAAUCAGGGGGAGGGAUGUGCGAUAUGGAAAAGGAGAGACUAUACCAAACAAAUAUACAAAAGAAAAUAUCAAUAACCCGAUCAACUAUCGCUUAACAGACUGAUUACACCACCGAAAACCUUGAGAGGUACUUAGACUUCUCUAAACUUCGGCAUUUUUUCAUGGAUCCUAGUAUCGUUGUCGAAAUCCAUUUCUGACACUGGGGCAAUACUUAUGACACGGCUAUUCGAAUUGGGAGGGUAGGGUGCUGGCGGUAGCGGCUUAUUUAUUAUAUCCAGGCUGGCGAAAUGGUGGUCAUUCUCGUUAAUCGCUGUGGCGUUUGUGGAUUCAGAAUUCGACCGUACAGUCCUGCAAAAG